GCCAGGCGGGGGCAGAGACUUGAGACCCGCCCUGCCUGGCAUGGCUUUCCAUCAGGCGCAGCCUCAGCCACGAUUUGGACCCGACGGGCAGGAGAUCGUAGAUUUUACGCCGCCCCAACUCCCACCAGGCGGCCAAGCAUGGGGCCCACCAAUUCUACCCAGAGGUAUGGAGAAUGCCGUUGACUACGCAGGCGUAGCUCUGAGGCCUAUGGUAAGGCCUCUGUUGCCACAAGCUCCUUCUGGCGUUGGAGUUGUGGAAACGAUUGGCUGUUCAGUUCUGAGGCCAGCCGUUUCUGACCAUGCGAAGCUUCCAGCUCGCUUAGCUGCAGAAGUGGAAGAGGUAGCCAGUUCUGUCAGUUCCGUCAUCAAGGCGCAGGUGCAGGAGCCUAUGGAGCAAGGUAUCUCUGAUCUGCAAAAGGGGCCCGAGUGGGCCGGGUGCGAUCAGUCCCCGGCACAGUCUACAAGCGCGGUGCCUCGCGAAGCAGGUCAAGCGCCAUCCGUGGUGUACCCAGACAAGAUCCAAUUAGAGCAGGCAGAGGUAAACACCUCGCCAGAACCAGGCGAAGAGCGCCGCAAGGUUGAGGAUGCAGCUGCGGAGGCUACGCAGGCGCUGCGAGCCAUAGCGGCCGAGGCUGAGGCUCGGGUUCAGGCAGAGCGCCAGGCAGCAGCAGCUGAGGUCAUGGCACAAAAGGCUCAUCACGAUGAGGCUAUGGCUCGAAUCCAAGCUGAGCUCAGUGAGCUCAAGGCGCAGGCAGCAGCCCGGGAGAGCCUGGAGGCUUCGCUGAAUGGAGCGGCAAUGGCCCGCAUAGAAGCAGAGCUUGCGGAGCUGAAAGCUGCGCAGGCGAAGGCAGCAGCUCGAAGCGUGGAAACCAUAGCUUUCCCGGCGACGUCCCCGCAGGCUGCUUCGCAGACUAAUGCUCCACCAGCUGAGACUCAGCCAUCGGCUCCCGUGGCAGCAACUCGAAGCGUGGAAACGCUGGCUUCCCCAGCGACACCCUCGCAGCCGGCUUCGCCGAGUGAUGCCCCGCCAACUGAGACACAGCCCUUGGCUUCGGUCGAAACUCGCACGGAAAGUCCUGCGCAGCCACAGGUAAAAAUGCAGGCUACCGAAGACGAAAGGAAGCCCAGGCUUACUUUGGAAAAAACCAUCGUUGUCAGUGAGGCAAUGCAUGGGCACAACAGCUCACCAAGAAGAGAUGUGAGCUUGGACAAGACCAUCGUUGUGGUAGACGCGGAGGAGCCUGCGCAAUCUGCGCACAAAGCCUUUGCUCCAGAAAGCGCCUCUGUUGGGAUCGACUGCCUGGAACAAACAGUGGCUGUGGACAUUCCCUGCAGCAAAAGCAACCCAUCUGUGUCGUUUGUGGCUCCUGGUGUGGCGCCGGGUGUGACGCCUGGUGAGCCCUUGCUGUUCGGAUCCGACAUUUUACUUGCCGUCGAGAAAGCCAGGGCGGCUGUUGCAGAGCUGCAGCGCCGUGCGGGCAUAAAGCAAGAUCAGGAGGCAUCGACACCCAGACGGCUGGCAAAGCUGGAGGAGUCAUCGCCAGGUGACGCUCCAUUUUGCCAUGAUGUUGUUGGUUUGAACAUUCUACUCUCACAGGACGGCUACACUGCGACUCGCAGCUGCGGCUGCAGGGAGUCGGUGGCCAUUUGCAAGAGACCUCUAAUGCAGCAGAGUGAAGGGCGAUACUUCGAGGUAGAGGUUGGCCAAACAGUGGAUGGCUGGAUGGGCGGGCUGGGAAUUGGAGUCACCCACUCAAGUCCAAGCGACUUGAAGGACCAGCGACUUCCUGACAAAGCUUGGAGGGUGCCACAAACUUUCAUCUUGGGAUAUACAGGCAACAAGUACCUCAAUGGCAAGGAGGGCACCAUAAACUGGCAGUCAGAUCAGCUCCAAGUCGGGCAACGCAUUGGGCUCCUAAUAGCUGGGGGUGGUGACCUCCAUAUCUUUGUGGAUGGAAACGAAGUGGCCCAUGUGGAGGAGGCGGAGAUGCGCUCUGCCGGCCUCAGAAGGCAGGAGCCGCUGUACGGCAUUGUCGAUGUCUACAACGCGACUCUGUCCGUAAGGCUCCUGCCAGGGGCGGCUGCGCCUCGAAAGUCUUGA
Molecule: messenger RNA, 2101 nt
Organism: Symbiodinium pilosum
Lineage: Eukaryota; Dinophyceae; Suessiales; Symbiodiniaceae
Source: the annotation of a GenBank genome assembly